GCACUGAAUUAGUUUAUUUUUUGUAAUGUUAUUAUUGAAUUUAGUGAGGUUAGGUACUUCUUUUUUCUUGAGAGGUUAUCAUCUUUUUAGCUUGAUUUGAAGAUUUUUGAAGUUUGUCUCCAGAAAAUUGAAAUUAUUUUUUCUUUAAUUAUAAAUCUUUGUCUAGGUUUCCAAUUACGUAAUCUGGUGUUUAUUUUUAAAUUCAGUUUUAAAAGAAGCUCAUUUAUGAAGUUGAAAGCUUGGGGAGCCAACAAUUAUGGCCAGCUUGGCGUUGGUUUCAUAUCAGAGCAGUGUAAUUGUCCAACUAAUGUGAAUCUAGAUUUAAAUGAUGUGGCAUUAAUUAGCGGCGGAGGUGGACAUACAAUCAUUUUUGAUAAACAUGGAAGGCUUUACGGUUGCGGACUUAAUAAUUACAAUCAACUCACACCUCGGCACACAAAUAACAUCUCGGCAUUUGAAGAACUAGAUUUCAUUGCAUCACCAACAGGAGCAUCAAUAACUUGUGGAUGGGAGUCCACACUAUUGUUGAAUAAAGAUGGACUUAAUGUUUGGGGCUCGAAUAGUUAUGGCCAACUUGGACUAAAGAAAGAUAAAAGAAGAAAAUCAAUCAGUCCAACAUAUUUACCGAUUUCCAGAGUUUCCCAGGUGUCCUGUGGCUUGAGACAUACUGCCGUGCUACUGGACAGUGGAGAUCUGUAUAUGUGUGGUCAGGGAAGGAAAGGACAAUUAGGCGUUAUUCAAAAUGGCGCCCCACUUCUGGAGUCCGAUGAACUUCUACAUGUUUCAGAUUUGAGCAAUGUGAAGUCUGUAGCCUGUGGGCAAAAUCAUACAAUCGCUUUGACUGGAGAUGGCUGCAUUUAUGGCUGGGGCGACAACAAGCAUAGACAGUUGGGGAUGUCCUCUGUAUCAAGUAGUGCGGCCAGUCCAAUCAAGAUUGCUUCUGAGGUGCCUGUUAGCACAAAAUUGUACGCCGGUUGGACACAUUCUGUUCUAUUAAAAGAUGACGGAUCCAUGAUGUGCUUCGGCAGAAACUGCUAUGGUCAGUUAGGAAACGGAAUGACUCAGGACGACUCUUGGAUGAACUAUAAAGUUGAAAUGCUGCCGCCAGUUCGGCAAUUGGCUGUUGGUUCUGAGCACAACAUAGCUCUUUCAGAAACUGGAAGCGUAUUGAGUUGGGGCUGGAAUGAACACGGCAGUUGCGGCCUCAACCAUCAGGACAACGUCCACCACCCAACUCAAGUUCAGUUUAGCAAUGAUGCCGUCUUAAUAGGAUCAGGUUCAGCACAUAGUUUUGCAGUGUUGACUGAUUGAAUAAAUAUUAUUUUCCUCCACCUA
Molecule: messenger RNA, 1335 nt
Organism: Nilaparvata lugens (brown planthopper)
Lineage: Eukaryota; Metazoa; Arthropoda; Insecta; Hemiptera; Delphacidae
Product: secretion-regulating guanine nucleotide exchange factor
Exons: 6
Coding region: 226-1311 (361 amino acids)
Source: RefSeq, a predicted model, not a curated record